GUCUUGCACGCACCUGUUAUUUCCCAUGCGUAAACCGGAAGUCGGCCAUUUUGAAGGUCUUCCGAAAUAAACAAAGAACUGUCUUACAGCAUAUACACAAAUUGAUGAUUAAUUAUAGAUCACCGGUGCUUUUUACGCAUUAAAUAUGUCCAAGCGAAAGAUUAACGACGCUGAGAGUGAUUCCACUAAGUUAUUGUAUAGAGAUGGACUCAGUAAUGAGGAGAAAGUGCGGUACGAUGAGAAACUGAAAAUUCUCGGCGGGUGUGAUCCAUAUGAAAUCGUGUCGUGGUCUACUGAAGUAUCAUUGUUGCCACCUGUCACGUACAUUGACAUUGUAAAUUACUUGCUUUGGUCUCCAAGUGUGUACACAAAGGAUGAACUGAAGAGUUAUAAGGGGUUAGAUGCGUACAACCAGUUUGUAAAUGGAUAGGUCAGGGACAGAGCAUCUGUUGUGUGCAACGAUUACACAGUGGUCACUGCAAAGACCCUGGGUCAUAAGCGACAAGACCGGACAGGUGAUGGGUGCCCACUGCACGUGUAUGGCUGGGUUAGGCGAGGCCUGUACACACAUCGCUGCUCUCCUUUUUGCGGUUGACGCAACAGUACGGAUUAGGGACUCGAAGACUGUGACUGAUGAAAAAGCCUAUUGGUUGUUGCCGUCUGCCAUGAAAACUGUGGAGUAUAAAAAGGUACAGGAAAUAGACUUUACGUCAGCGGAAACCUUAAAAAGAAACUUCACCGCCACUCUGGAUGCUGUUACAUCACCAUGUGUAGGCGCAACUUCUGGACCCUCUGUACCGCCAUCAACACCUGUAACGCGUACUCCGAAGACACCAGGAUUAAAACCGAGGGAAGAUAAAGUGCCAGAAGCGUCAGAUGAUGAAAUGAUGAAAUGA
Messenger RNA from Dreissena polymorpha, 896 nucleotides. RefSeq lists its product as uncharacterized. The coding region runs from base 423 to 896 and encodes 157 amino acids. NCBI's taxonomy places the organism in Eukaryota, Metazoa, Mollusca, Bivalvia, Myida, Dreissenidae. The transcript has 2 exons. The record is from RefSeq and is a predicted model, not a curated record. Gene Ontology annotation, molecular function: zinc ion binding.